Molecule: messenger RNA, 483 nt
Organism: Echinococcus granulosus
Lineage: Eukaryota; Metazoa; Platyhelminthes; Cestoda; Cyclophyllidea; Taeniidae
Exons: 4
Coding region: 1-483 (160 amino acids)
Source: RefSeq, a predicted model, not a curated record
AUGGAAGUCCCAGAGAUGUUCCGAACUUCUGGUAUUCUUGAUAGAAUCACCAAUCUAUUGUGCAGGAUUCAGCGUUGUAAAUGGUGGAUGAGGCAGAGGUGGUGCUUUGCUGCUCACAAAUUGUCAGGCCUUCUUUCUAAUAGUAUUGUGAAAUUUGUGCCACUAUAUUUCUACACAGAACUUGAAGCUUAUAAAUUUCGUAGAGUUAAAAUUAAAUGGCAGAAUGCAUGGUCAUAUGAGAUGCUUUACUCUGGACACACAAUGGAACUAAGUUAUUCGUCACCGCCUAGAACUGCACUACCUAUUUGGCAGUAUCCACAUCAGUUGUCCAAUUUUGAUGAUAUAAGUGAAAUCAGUACCUACGAUUUCGUCUACCAAGUGACUCACUUGAAUUGGGAAAAGCAUCAUGAAAAGAAAAUGCCUUCCCGUAAAAAGCCAUUAACCACUGAAUUGUCUUUAUUAUGGAGCAUUAAUAAGUCUUGA